ACGUGCAUUAAAGGUCAUCGAUCUACUGCUUGCCAGCACUCUGACCGUGCACUUUUUGUUAUUAAAAGGAAAGGUCGACCUAUAACUCAGUGUUCACAUUGCCGCGAACUUCGUAAAACUCAAAAAAUUCAUGUGAAAUGUAAUUGUAACGAAAAG
Molecule: messenger RNA, 156 nt
Organism: Rhizophagus irregularis DAOM 181602=DAOM 197198
Lineage: Eukaryota; Fungi; Glomeromycota; Glomeromycetes; Glomerales; Glomeraceae
Biological process (GO): intracellular iron ion homeostasis; positive regulation of transcription by RNA polymerase II; intracellular copper ion homeostasis
Cellular component (GO): nucleus
Molecular function (GO): RNA polymerase II cis-regulatory region sequence-specific DNA binding; DNA-binding transcription factor activity, RNA polymerase II-specific; copper ion binding
Source: RefSeq, a predicted model, not a curated record